CCAAGAGAUAAAUUUAUAUGCACAUUCUGGCCCCUUCGAGAAAGCCAUUUCUUGUGUUCUUCGUAGAAUUGUGAGUUUCGAUCAAUCUCUCUUGAAGACGCCGUGAGAAGAGAAUCAAUCGAAGCUCUACAGCUUCGUCCAGUUACGUUUCCACUCCCAAAAGUCGCCUCCUUAAUCUCCUUUUUCAUCUCUGCGGCGAUCUUCAAUCUCUUGCCUGAUUUCAUCGGUGUCCUUUGCUUCCAUCCCCCAGGAAGAAGAGGACAUCUCCGGCGUUUGUACAUCGUUAUUUGUUCAUCCUUCAACUUGAUACUUUACUCCACAAGCUUUGCUAACGUGUAGCUGGUGUGUUCUUGAUGAUGAUAACUUGAUUAUUUCUGAUAUGGAUAUCGGGAGUAACGUGAAUCAAUAUAUCAGCUGUUAGUUGAAAUCAGACGUUUGAAGUUAAGAAGAAGUCCUGAAUCCGUACUCGCUGUUAAAAUCCUUGAAUUCAGAAACCGACGUCAGGAUAAGUCUACUCUGCUGAUUUCUGUUAACGAAAUUCCGAAGUGAUGGAGUUAGCUCAGUUAGAGGCAUUAUGUGAAAGACUUUACAAUUCUCAAGACUCAGUUGAGCGAGCCCAUGCCGAAAACACUCUGAAGUGCUUCUCCGUGAAUACUGAUUACAUUUCCCAAUGCCAAUACAUUCUCGACCAUGCAUUGACUCCUUAUGCAUUGAUGCUUGCGAGCUCAAGUUUGUUGAAACAAGUCACCAAUCAUAGUCUUGCUCUGCAACUUCGUUUAGAUAUUCGAGGCUAUCUUAUUAACUACUUAGCCACCAGAGGGCCUGAAUUGCAACCUUUUGUCAGUGCAUCUUUAAUUCAGCUACUAUGCAGACUCACAAAAUUUGGUUGGUUCGACGAUGACCGAUUUCGGGACAUUGUUAAAGAAUCCACGAACUUCCUGCGACAGGCAACAUCAGAACACUAUGGCAUUGGUUUGAAGAUAUUGAACCAACUUGUAUCUGAGAUGAAUCAGCCUAAUCAAGGAUUCCCUUCAACAAAUCAUCGGAGAGUGGCUUGCUCCUUCAGGGACCAAGGGUUGUUCCAAAUCUUCCAAAUAUCUUUAACAUCCUUAUGUCAGUUGAAGAAUGAUGUAGCUGGUCGUUUGCAAGAAUUAGCACUUUCUCUAUCACUGAAGUGUUUAUCUUUUGAUUUUGUUGGGACCUCCAUUGACGAAAGCUCAGAAGAGUUUGGCACUGUUCAGAUUCCAUCUUCUUGGAAGACAGUUUUGGAGGAUCCAUCAACUCUACAGAUAUUUUUUGAUUAUUAUGCCAUUACAAAAGCGCCACUUUCCAAGGAGGCACUGGAAUGCCUGGUUCGACUAGCUUCCGUUAGACGUUCUUUGUUUACAAAUGAUGCUGCUCGUUCAAAAUUUUUGGCCCAUCUUAUGACAGGAACUAAAGAAAUCCUACAAACUGGUCAAGGUCUCGCCGAUCAUGAUAAUUACCAUGAGUAUUGCCGUCUUCUUGGACGUUUUAGGGUGAACUAUCAGCUGUCUGAGCUUGUCAACGUGGAGGGCUAUAGUGAUUGGAUUCGUUUAGUGGCAGAGUUUACUUUGAAGUCCUUGCAUUCUUGGCAGUGGGCUAGCAGCAGUGUUUACUAUCUCUUAGGUUUAUGGUCCCGAUUGGUUACAUCUGUUCCAUACUUGAAAGGCGACGCUCCAAGUUUAUUGGAUGAGUUUGUACCUAAAAUCACUGAAGGUUUUAUCACAUCAAGAUUGAACUCUGUGCAGGCUGGAUUACAGGAUGAUCUUUCUGAGAACCCAUUAGACAAUGUUGAAGUCUUACAGGACCAACUGGAUUGCUUCCCGUACCUCUGCAGAUUUCAGUAUGAAACCAGUAGUUUGUGCAUGAUAAAUAUCAUGGAGCCCAUAUUGCGAACAUACACGGAAAGAGCUCGGCUGCAAGGUGGUGAUAACAGUGAGCUUUCUGUUAUGGAAGCCAAACUUGCAUGGAUUGUUCAUAUUAUAGCUGCUAUCGUUAAAAUAAAACAAUGCACUGGUUGUAGUGUGGAAUCGCAGGAAGUUCUUGAUGCUGAACUGUCAGCUCGUGUGUUGCAAUUGAUAAAUGUUACUGACAAUGGUUUACACAGCCAGAGGUACGGUGAAGCAAGCAAGCAAAGACUUGAUCGAGCUAUUCUUACCUUCUUCCAGAAUUUUCGUAAGUCUUAUGUGGGUGACCAGGCAAUGCAUUCCUCCAAGCAGUUAUAUGCGCGGUUUUCUGAACUCCUUGGACUUCAUGACCAUCUUCAAUUGUUGAAUGUGAUUGUCAGCAAGAUUGCUACAAAUCUUAAGUGUUACACUGAGAGUGAGGAGGUCAUUGACCACACCUUAAGUUUGUUUCUGGAGCUGGCAUCUGGAUACAUGACAGGGAAGCUGCUUUUGAAAUUGGAUACUGUUAAAUUCAUUGUUGCAAAUCAUACGAGGGAGCAGUUUCCAUUUUUGGAAGAAUACAGAUGUUCACGCAGUAGGACAACCUUCUAUUACACCAUUGGCUGGCUAAUAUUUAUGGAGGAAAGCCCUGUUAAAUUUAAAUCGUCUAUGGAACCACUGUUGCAGGUUUUUAUCAGAUUGGAAUCAACUCCUGAUUCAGUUUUUCGUACGGAUGCUGUAAAAUAUGCACUUAUUGGGUUAAUGAGAGAUCUCCGUGGGAUUUCUAUGGCCACAAACAGUCGCAGAACCUAUGGACUUCUGUUUGAUUGGCUAUACCCUGCACAUAUGCAUCUCCUCUUGAAAGGCAUUUCUCAGUGGACAGACACACCAGAGGUAACAACCCCGUUAUUGAAAUUCAUGGCUGAGUUUGUGUUGAACAAAGCACAACGCUUGACUUUUGACUCAUCUUCUCCCAAUGGCAUACUUCUUUUCCGAGAAGUCAGCAAACUAAUUGUUGCUUAUGGAUCAAGAAUUUUAUCUCUCCCAAACCCUGCUGAUAUAUAUGCCUUCAAAUACAAGGGAAUAUGGAUUUCAUUGACUAUUUUAACCAGAGCUCUUGGUGGAAACUAUGUGAACUUCGGGGUUUUUGAACUCUAUGGUGACCGAGCACUUUCUGAUGCACUUGAUAUUGCUUUAAAGUUGACACUGUCAAUUCCUUUGGCUGACAUAUUGGCAUUUCGAAAGCUGACCAGAGCAUAUUUUGCUUUCCUAGAGGUUUUGUUCAGCAGUCAUAUUGUUUUUGUACUAAACCUCGACACAAACACAUUCAUGCAUAUAGCUGGUUCUCUUGAAUCCGGCCUCAAAGGUCUGGAUACGAAUAUCUCAUCGCAGUGUGCAUCAGCUGUUGAUAACUUGGCAGCUUUCUAUUUCAACAACAUCACUAUGGGAGAGGCUCAAUCUUCACCUGCUGCUAUUAAUCUCUCUCGUCACAUUGUAGAUUGUCCCACUUUGUUUCCAGAGAUUUUAAAGACCCUUUUUGAGAUCGUUUUAUUCGAGGAUUGUGGUAACCAAUGGAGUCUUAGCAGACCAAUGCUGAGCUUGAUACUCAUAAGUGAACAGAUGUUUACCGAUUUGAAGACCCAGAUCAUGGCUUCUCAGGCAAGUUCCCUUUUUCUCUUACUAAAUUGAAGUGCAAUUGAUUGAUGUAGCUGCGCUAGCAGCAAUCAAACUAAAGCGCACACUCGAAAGUGCUUCGUUCGAAUAUACCUUUGAACUUGGAAAUUAGGAGAGAAUGUGGAUAGAAAAAUAAAUAAAUGUUAAAAAAAGAGAGGUAUUAACAUUUAUUUUUCCUUACCCAGAUCAUAGAUUGCCCAAAAUUUAUUUAAAAUUUCAUCAAAAAGAGAGGUAUUAACGUCUAUUUGAGGACCCAUAUCAUAGAUUGCCUGCUCUAAGAAAACUGCUACAUAUUUCUUUUUUCCCCCUUUCUUUCUGAAGAAUGUGUGAGGUAAACUUAGUUCCAGCUCUCCAGUAUGCGGAUGAGAGGGGGGAAAA
Messenger RNA from Cucurbita pepo subsp. pepo (vegetable marrow), 3959 nucleotides. RefSeq lists its product as uncharacterized. Gene Ontology annotation, biological process: protein export from nucleus. Gene Ontology annotation, molecular function: small GTPase binding; nuclear export signal receptor activity. The record is from RefSeq and is a predicted model, not a curated record. Gene Ontology annotation, cellular component: cytoplasm; nuclear pore. Lineage: Eukaryota; Viridiplantae; Streptophyta; Magnoliopsida; Cucurbitales; Cucurbitaceae.